This is a messenger RNA of Temnothorax curvispinosus, 1428 nucleotides long. RefSeq lists its product as uncharacterized. Gene Ontology annotation, cellular component: nucleoplasm. The record is from RefSeq and is a predicted model, not a curated record. The coding region runs from base 209 to 1321 and encodes 370 amino acids. The transcript is spliced from 5 exons. NCBI's taxonomy places the organism in Eukaryota, Metazoa, Arthropoda, Insecta, Hymenoptera, Formicidae. Gene Ontology annotation, molecular function: nucleic acid binding.
AAUAUGAAUCCUCCAUUAAUCUGCGGCAAAAUCAGAAUUUGUUGAUUGGUCAACGCACUCUGCCACCUGCCACACGGCGUUGCCGCGUCUAUGGAGUCUAGCAUUAGUGGAGAAAAGAAACUAUAACCUGACCUAACCAAGAUCCGGCAACUCUCGACCGUUUAGAGAAAAAGCGUGAAAAGGGAAGACGAAAGGAUACUGACGUGUCAUGACAGAGAAAAAGUGCACAGUGACGCACAUGCCACAUCAUGUGCAACAAAAAUUGUGUCGAACUAGACCACUUUACAGGCAAGGAAAGAGAUUGACAGCAGUGAAGGUUUACACAAUUAAUGAUGAAUCACAGCAUUUGCUAAUAUGUGGAGUACCACAGCUGCAGUUAGUGGAGGAAGUGAAAAAACUCAUUUGUCCCUAUGGAAGUAUGAAAGCGAUUCAGUUGGUCACUGAAUAUCCUUCCGAGGAAUUUACAGAAACAUAUCAUGUGCAUUACGCACAUAUUCAAAGCGCCAGAAUAGCGAAGCGCUUUAUUGACAAUAAGAACUUCUUCGGCGGAAUUUUGCAUGUUUGUUAUGUUCCUGAGUUGGAAACUCUAGAAGAAACGAAAGCGAAACUUGAGCAACGUCGUAAGGACGUGGCGACGCAAAUAAAAAGAAUUCAACAGGAGUCGGUGAACCCAAAAGUAGAUAAAUUUAUUCCAAGAGAACAGUAUCAUAGAAAAAAAAGGACUCCUGCCUUGCCUCUCACCGAGAAACGUAUCAAGCAUUGUUAUCCUGGAGAAACGUUGUCUUCUAUUUGCAAGGGGAUACCUCAGAAUAUAGAUCCACGACCUGUACCCGAGCCUCGUUUACCAAUUAAUUGGGAAGAUGAUCGUAAUAGCAGCACCGUAUCUAGUUCGGAACUACAUCCGGCGCCGUAUCAGUCGACUGAGGCAGUGAUACAAGCGGGAAUUCAGCAAGCGAAUAAAAAUCCAGAUUUGAAUGAGAGAAAAUGGAAAAAUUACAGGGGACACCAUAUUGACAACAAAGUCAAAGUUGUUCGGCCGCGAUUAAUAGAUACCAGAAAUAUCGCGAGAUUAAAUUUCACCGAGAAAACGAAUAUAUUUUCUAAUGUAAAGAAAGUAGAAAGCGGAAUCACAAUCAAGCUAUUGGAAAGAUCUGAUAGCGAGAAAAAGAAGAUAGUUAUAAAAAAUCCAAAGUAUGUAUCCCCCGACAUGCGUAUAUGGGAUGUCCCAAAACACUUCACGGUUUUGAAAUAUAACACAGAGGGGCAAACAGGCUCUAACGUACGUGUUUACCUAUUUGGCUCUCUCUUACUAAAUUAUUAAAAUAUAAAUCUAUAAAUUAUAACGCAAAUAUUAAAAAAGCUGUUACUUUUUGGGAUAUCCCCUAUAUUUUAUACAUCACAAACUGUUUGUUAUAUUUUAAAUAUAAU